Penicillium paradoxum is the source of this 2670-nucleotide messenger RNA. RefSeq names its product RNA recognition motif domain-containing protein. The record is from RefSeq and is a predicted model, not a curated record. Gene Ontology annotation, molecular function: RNA binding. NCBI's taxonomy places the organism in Eukaryota, Fungi, Ascomycota, Eurotiomycetes, Eurotiales, Aspergillaceae. The transcript has 2 exons. The coding region runs from base 1 to 2670 and encodes 889 amino acids.
AUGUUGAAGCCUUUCCAGAUCAGAGACCUCCGGGUAUCUCAAGAGCAGGCCGAACAACCUGAGCAGCCUGCGGAUCCUCGUUCUACUUACUCGGGAGUAGUCCAGAUAUCUGCUGCCGACUACGAUGAUCUAGCAUCAAAUCAUCCCCGUGCAAGGUUGACUUACGUGGAUGAGGAAGAUGAUGACGAAACAAUCACCGUUGGAUCCGCCCUCGAACUCUCCCAGCGCCUUGAAGAACCCAUAGAUACCACUAUUACACAGCUCGGAUCCGCCCAACUUCCUUGUGAUGAUACUCCGAUGCACAUAUUUGACAUUCGUCGAUCAAACUCCGUGACCGAAUUGUGGAAGCGAUUCGAAAGCAAGCACACAGAACAGAAGGGAAACAAUGUGGAAGCUAUUCCCAAGGCCGUUGUCCAUGACGAAGUCCCGGCCGUCAAUACUUCAACUGCACCACUAGCCUCUGAAGAUGAGCCUACGCCUCUCAUGGAAGCAUUUGAGGCCGAGCUAGCAAACAUCCUUCAUGCUGUUAAGUCCUCGGAGAACAAAGCACCUGAGCCUGAUUUGCCACCUACUGCUGAGCCAUCAGCAAGCACAAACUCUAAUCGGGCCACUCAUCCUGUUGAGGUCUUGGCUGCACAGGUUUUGGGUCAGAUAAUCAAUGGGGCUACUAUGGUACAAUCUGAAUGGAGGUCAAAACUUCCGGAGUUACAGCGACAACUACAGAAUGCACAGAGACAAUUUGAGGCUGCACAGAGAUCUUUGCCUGUGAACGUCGAAGCUUCAUUGCGAACACUACUCACUACCAUUGAGGCUCAUCUGAGAACCGCCUUCAAUAAUCUCCCUGAUGGCGGGAGACAGAUGGCAGAGGAUGCAUUCCAAGCAGGACGCCCUGUUGCCGAAAAUGCCGCUGACGGCUUACGUUUGAUGGCCUCUGAGCUCAAUGAGGUUGGCAAAACUCUGUAUGCCGCAUUCGAAAGUGAAUUUGGACGAGCUGGAUCGACAGCUUCUGCUUCGAAUUCGACUGCUGGGCCAUCAAACUCUGGGGCUUCCGUCCCAGUCUUUGAUGCUAAUAUGGGAAAUCAAUCUGCGACUCCCGUGCCUACGUAUCAGACCUCAGAGACGCACCCUUCAAGCACGCCAACGAACGAGAAGUCAACAUCAAGCCAGCCGAGGCCCUCGAGGGUACCCCCUCUUGGCCAAUUCAUGCCCACUGGCCCAAACUAUUGGACACCACCCUCAUGGCGACCGCCCGUUUGGAAUCCAUUCCAAAAUUACAAUGCUCCCUCACCACCCCACCCUCGUUUCCCACCUGCUCCGAUGCCAAGCUUCACUCAAUGGCCUCAAUGGCCGCCUGCACCCACGCCUCCGCCUGCACCUCCCGCACAACCCAAGUCUGAAGCACCGAAAAAAGACUCGGCGACUAAAUCCUUGUUCAUUGGCAAUGUGGGCUUCAAGGUCACGGACAAGAUGAUUCAAGAUGUGUUCGCCUCAAAGGGUUUCCUCGUCACAGUGGAUCUCCCGCUUGAUACAGCAUCAGGAAGACACGCAGGCUUCGGCUACGUUUAUUUCCCAUCAGAAUAUCCGGCUUUUGCUGCUAUGGAAGCAUUACAAGGUGCCAUCAUCGACGGUCACUCGAUAAAUUUGGAACCCAUGGAUCAUCCCCCCAUCGAAAGUGUGCAUUCGCAGAGAUUACUCAACAAUAAACCGGUACAGAAAAGUCAGUCACAAGCUGAGCCAAAUAAUGCUUCGCCACACGGAAAAUCGACAAUUCGCAGAAAGUCUGUCAGCUUCGUAGAUUCGACACAAAAUGUUGAUACCCAAACCCAGAUUGACCCUUCUGCACUACUCGACUCUCCGAGCGAUGAUCCCGCAUUCAGCGCACAGUUUCCCUCGCUUUUGCCCGACACAACCGCGCAGCAUAAUGGUUCAUUGAGUGAUCGAGACAUUCCCUCAAAUUCAAACACAGACGAAGCAACGGGUAUGUUUCGUUUCCCUCCCGUAUCUCAGCGGGAGGCCCAGCUUCUUGCAAACCAGCAGGAGCACCAUGCAGCAAAAUCGACUACAUCUGUUUUGAACCACCAAUCACCAACCACCCCAGAACGCCGUGAGAGACACUCUACUCACAGUCUGUCCCUGCAGCCUACUUCAGAAGCGUCUCUGGCUUCGCUUCCUCUUAGCGCCGAACUUCCAUCUGCUGUUGUUCAUCAGUCUGGUGGCAAACGUGCGGCCAAUCACGAAACGACUGGGUUCAAACCCCAUAGGUCUAAUCAUCGCCAUGCUGCGGGGACUGCUCGUCAUAAUCCUCUCAGGCAUUCCGCAAGCAUGCGUCAUCUUGGGCAUAAAUCACAUGGUACUCCAGAGACAGAUACAUGGGGACGACUUUCUAGGAGAGAACGAAGUGCACCAUCUUUCAACCAACAAAUUCCCGGAAGCUUCCCGGCGGAAGAUACAAUGCAGGCCACGGUCCCUAGUUCAGUUGAUCAUCGGUCUGAUGAUGCUACGAUUGAACAAUGUGUCUCUACUCUUGUCGACUUAGGCUAUGGGACCGAACAAGAGGGUGGACGAUCCAGGAUGUCUGUCUAUGCAGCUGCCGCAAAUGGUGUCCUCAUGGAUGCGAUCGAUAUGAUUGAAGAGGAAAGGAGGGUUUACGAACGACGAGCUUCGCAAUAA